This is a messenger RNA of Acanthosepion pharaonis, 864 nucleotides long. The record is from the annotation of a GenBank genome assembly. Lineage: Eukaryota; Metazoa; Mollusca; Cephalopoda; Sepiida; Sepiidae.
AUGAAAGAUGUCACUUUUUGUUUCUUUGUUUCCUAUCUUCUACAGCCUCACCUGUUAUCCCCUUCCACCUCACCAGCUAUCUUCUUCAGCCUCACCCGUUAUCCUCUUCCACUUAACCUGAUAUCCUCUUCCGCCUCACCUGCUAUCCUCUUCCGCCUCACCUUUUAUCCUCUUCCGCCUCACCUGCUAUCCUCUUCCGCCUCACCUGUUAUCCUCUUCCGCCUCACCAGCUACCUUCUUCACCCUCACCUUUUUUCUUUCUUUCUUUCUUUCUUUCUUUCUUUCUUUCUUUCUUUCUUUCUUUCUUUCUUUCUCCCUUCAUUCUUCUUUCUUUCUAUCUAUCUUUUUCCUUCUUUUUUCUUACUUCUUUCUUUUUAUUUCUUUCUUUCUUUCUUUCUUUCUUUCUUUCUUUCUUUCUUUCUUUCUAUGUAUCUUUUUCCUUCUUUCUUUUUUCUUACUUCUUUCUUUCUUUCUUUCUUUUUUUCUUUCUUUCUUUCAUUCUUUCUAUCUUUCUUUCUUUCUUUCUUUCUGUCUGUCUGUCUGUCUUUCUUUCUGUCUUUUUUCUCUUCCCUCUUUCUUUCUUUCUUCCUUUUUUCUUUCUUUUUUUCUUUUUUCUUUCAUUCAUUCUUUCUUUCUUUCUUUCCUUCUUUCUUUAUUUUUUUCUUUAAUAAUCAUCUAUUCCUUCUUUCUUUCUUUCUUCCUUUCUUUCUAAAUUUUCUUUCUUUCUUUCUUUCUUUCUUUCUUUCUUUCCAUCUAAUUCUAUCCAUAUUUAUCAUUAUCUUUUUCUUUUUAUUUUCCUAUCCUUCUUUCUUAACAUUUCUUUCAUCUUUUUCCUUUUAUCAUUCGCACAGUUUUUUUAAGUGA